Peronospora belbahrii is the source of this 2121-nucleotide messenger RNA. Lineage: Eukaryota; Oomycota; Peronosporomycetes; Peronosporales; Peronosporaceae. The record is from the annotation of a GenBank genome assembly.
AUGGUCACUGCAACCCCGCACUAUUCCGUCGCCAUGUAUGGUGCGCCGCGAGACGACCGCGAACAGUUGCAUGAAGUGCUGCAGCGCCUACAGCAUGAAAAGGGUGAGGUGGAAGGCAUGAUGCAGAUCUUGACAUCGAAGUUGCAGGAAGCAGAAGAGGACAACUUUGAUCUGCGCGCCAGCAUGUCUCUUUUUGAGACGGAAACUCGUCUAGAGAGCGACAAGAAGGAGCGUGAGAUGCAGAGCCGAGUAGCAGCUCUCGAGUCAAAAGUUGCUUUUGUAUCAGAGAAGCUGCAAAACUCUGAGCGUGCCAAGCUGCGUGUCAUGAAGGAGAUGGAAGAAUUGCAUCAGAAGCAGCUGGUCGAGAGCAAGCGGCGCGACGCCGAGCGGAGGCUUCUGGCCUCCAAAAGACGCAAAAAAAAGAGUAUUUUAGCUACCAGUCAAUCUACAGUCACGUCGCAGCAGUACUCUCAGCAGCAAGUUGACAAGGCAUCAGUGCCCGUGGUAGAAACUGCUGUCCAAACUGAGAUAUGCCUGGAAGAGGAGACUGGACGCGGUAGCAGGAGUCUAAAAGAGGAAAAUGCGCGUCUGAUUUCAUAUUUCUUGACAGGGACUUCGCGAGAUCUAUUAACGCUAUUGAACGGAAUUGUAGUUGUGAGGUCUAAAGAGGAGGCAAAGCAGAGUGCGGAAGAUGGUCGAACGCAGCCCCCGCAAGGUUGGCACAGCUCGACCCCGACGCAAUUCUUACAGAGCUCACUAGGAAAUUCGUUGAGUGGCUCGAUGCAGCAAUCGCCUGGCAGCAUUCCGUUCUCACAGAGUGUUUUUUCCCAAGUGGCAGGGAGGGCUUCAACUCAAGCGCAUGCUUUAGUGUUGAGUGCUGCAAUGGAGGCAAAUGCCAUGCAGACUACUUUGGCAACGGAACGUGCACGAGAACUAUAUGAUGUGAUGGGGAGGAUGUUGACAGGAGACGUUUCUGCUGUCGCGCUUGCACCAGUGCUCAUCGAUUAUCUGGCGGUGCCAACAGAUUUGGAGUGGACCGUGACUUGCUGUGUGCUGCGCGUCAUGCAUGCGGUAAUGCAUCACAGCAUACAUUUUCAACAUUUUCUUCUGGUUGCAUCUUCGUCCUCUGGUGUAUCGUCAUGUGCAAAUACUGACUUUCAGCGGAACACUAACAGUAUCGAGCACCCGCGAAUUACGCUGCCUGGACUAACGUUUACCUCGUUGGAUGACUAUCUAUUGACUCAGUCACGAUAUAAGUCUCUGGUACAAAGCGAUUUACUGCAGUUUUCAUUAGCUGAGGCUGCUGUAGAACAAAAGCAGCUUUGGCUUAGGCUGCUGAGUGCGCUUUGUCGGUCUGUAAAGAACAAUAUUAAGAAGCCUGUCGUGGUGAAGAGUGGCCUGUGCGUGUUAUGUUUCUGGGUUGACCUUGGACUAGCACAUUGGCCUGCGUUGACGCCCGACUUCAAGCCGCUAUUAGCAAGCAACGUAAUAAUUGGCAUUUUGUUGGCACCAACAAGUAUUCCUGUCAUCAAGGCUCAAGCUCUUGGGCUGCUUUCUCAACUGCUACGCAUUCCAGAAAUUUUUGCCGAAGUGAAGACCGCGUCAAAAACAAAUUUGUUGUUCAACCGAUGCGCCAAGAUGUUGUUAUGCGAAGAGAAUCUUUCGGAGGAUGAAGCUAGCAGUGUUCGGGCAUUGCAACACGAGAUUGUAAAGCUGUUGCUUUCGAUCAUCACGUCGUUCCCCUCUGAAGGGAUUUGUUUUGUUCUUGAAAGCACUAAUGGCAUACCCAGCGACCCAGACGGUUGUCGGUCGGUUAUUUAUUACUUGGCGCGGCUUCUCCAUCAAGAGACUUUCGAGAUAAGAACUUGCGGAGAAUCAUUCGACAUGUACAGGUUGUUAAAUGAUCACCUCCGCAUGGAGUUGAUUCAGGAUGCAUUUGCUCUGGUUGGAUUGCUUUCUCGCUAUGUGGAUCUACGAAACGAAUUGGGUGGAGAUGACUGCGUGCAAUCGUUUCUUGCUGUUGUGUAUUUUCUAAGCAACCUUCCCCAUACUAGUCCACGAAAUGGCUCGAUAGUUGCAUCGGCACGCGCCUUCGUUGGUAUGACGAACUUGCAUAGCUAG